GGGAGACUCCUCCGUCCUCCUCCGGUCUUCACCCCGAUAGUCCGCCUCCUCACCGGGACCCUCCGAGCGACGACAUGCGGGCAGCGGGGCUCCGGCUGGCGGCGGCUCUGGCUCUGCUCGCCGCGGCGCUGAGCGACUCUGAGGCGGAGGUGAUCGAUGACAUCCUGGGCAGCCUCUCCCGGGGAGCGUCCUUCCUGGAGCGGCAGCAUGAGCACAUCAACCUGGACGGGGUGGUGGGCUUCGUCAUGCUGCAGGCUGAACUGAAGGAAGCAGUCCGGACUUGGCCUCACACCGACCCGGUCAGCUGGGCUCAGAGAACCUCCGCCGUCACUUUGGUCAAACGUUUGGACCAGCACCUGGAAAAGGCAGUUGCCGCCCUGAAACAGAAUGAUCCCAAAUACUACAGAGAGUUCGAGCCUCUGCUGUCAUGGACCUUCUGGCUGAUUCCUCAAGAGUGGAGCGCCACAGACUCCAGCCUGGUUUAUCCGUCCACCAUGACCACCGAGUGCUAUGACGAGCAGCUCAGUGACAAAUGUUUGACUCUGCUGCUGGGAACUUGGAAGAUGAAUGGGACGCCCUGCAUCGUCACCAAACCCUGCCGGGACACCAUGACUCGCUUCGGAUGCCCUCACUACUCCCUGUCACACCAGCUGCUCUACUUCAUGAUUGGAAAAAUGCGAGGCUGCACCAACCUGCUGAAAGGCGACACUCGAGUGUCCAGAGCCAACAUGACCGAACUGAACUACCAGAAGAUCUUCUGCUCCAACAUGAUGAAGACCAACCAGGAUAUCAUCAAAGAUGGUUUGACCGAACAGACCGUCGACAUAUUCAUCGAGAACAUCCUGAUCUGCGGAUUGGCCGGUUUCUCCGACUUCCACAAAGCUGAUUGGCUGCAGCACAUCCUCAGGCUGCAGGAUGAGGAAGUAGGCUGCUUUGGGAGAGACAAGAGCAUCAUGUCUCAGAUCAUUGGAGACGAACUGCUGGAACAGCUGCAGCCUCACAGGAGAGUCAAGAGGAGGGAGAAGAUACUCCCAGAUGGCUGUUCCAGUCACAUGACGGCGGUGGCUGUGGGCGCUCUGGGAGGAUACCUGAACUACUACCUGACGGAACAGGACAUAACCAAGAGGCCGCUGUCCUGAACCUCCCACCUUCCUCACCCUGCAGGGGGAGUUAACUGGUAGAUCAUCAGAAAGAGCUGUUCCUCAAUGACGGAGACUCACUCCAGACACAACACGAUGUUUCAUGAACACAGAUGAUGAAUGUUUUAAUAAGAUGCUGGGAUGUUUAUGGCACAAAAUGGAAACCAAGGCGAGUUUUUUUCAUAUUAUACUUAUCGAAAUAUAUUGGAUUGUGUGAGUAUAGGCAGUGUAUAAAUACUACAAUAAGCUGAAAGUAAGCGACACUCCAAUCCUAAGAGAAACGCUCAGAUAUAAAUAACUGAUUGAAAAAAGGUAAAUCUGAUCUUUGUUUAUGGCUUCUGCGCAAAUUUAUUAGUUUUUGAUACCAAUUAAUCACUUUGUUACUCAACCAACAAACUUUUGAGCUCUAAGACAAAAACCGAGAACAAAUCUUUGUUAGAUUUGUGUAGCCCACCUGGAGUUGUGGAUAUUUUCUGAAAAUCUUGAUAUUACCAGAAAAUCUGAGGUUCUACUAAUUCUAGUAGGACAAACCUCGGAGGAUUUAUGUGAUUUUCUGUCUCGCAAGCGUGUUUCUCGUGAAUUUCUGCUUCUUGCGUGAGGUUGUGUAUCAAUUUCAAAUGUCUGGGAAGUACAAAACACAUGUAACUAAUUUGUCAACAAGACAGAAAAUACAUGUUGCGCAUUCAGAGGGAUUCAGAGAUUUUAGGACUGGGUUUGGCAUUACAAGACAUCUUCGGCAGGAUUUUUGUCUAACUUGACCAAAACUAAACAGCCUGAUUGGAGCAUCUCUAUCUGAAACUUGUUUACUUUACAUUUACUCUACUGUUAAGAAAAGGAUCAAAAUCAGCUAAUGUGGUCGUUUUGCAGAUGCAGGAUGCUUCGGAUUUGUUUAGAAAAACAACAAGAACGUCUUUAUUUCCAUGAAAAUGUGUUUUUGCUUUUCACUAACAUGUAACCAGCUGAAUAUAAAGCCACUGGAGUAUUAAGGCGGCAGUCCAGCACUGACCAAAGAGGAUCUGCAUGAACUAUGAAUGUAUGUAGAUGAACUUACAUAUUAUCAUUGUAGUGUAAAGUUAUGUUAGCGAAAUAAAGACUAAUAAAAAUCAAA
This is a messenger RNA of Acanthochromis polyacanthus (spiny chromis), 2247 nucleotides long. RefSeq names its product chromosome 21 C16orf89 homolog (gene c21h16orf89). The record is from RefSeq and is a predicted model, not a curated record. Bases 75 to 1139 code for a protein of 354 amino acids. The transcript is spliced from 8 exons. Lineage: Eukaryota; Metazoa; Chordata; Actinopteri; Pomacentridae. Gene Ontology annotation, cellular component: cytosol; membrane.